This is a messenger RNA of Larimichthys crocea (large yellow croaker), 3588 nucleotides long. RefSeq names its product solute carrier family 25 member 17-like (gene slc25a17l). The record is from RefSeq and is a predicted model, not a curated record. Gene Ontology annotation, biological process: transmembrane transport. Gene Ontology annotation, cellular component: peroxisomal membrane. NCBI's taxonomy places the organism in Eukaryota, Metazoa, Chordata, Actinopteri, Sciaenidae. Gene Ontology annotation, molecular function: AMP transmembrane transporter activity; FMN transmembrane transporter activity; FAD transmembrane transporter activity. The coding region runs from base 284 to 1231 and encodes 315 amino acids. The transcript is spliced from 9 exons.
GCAGGUGGCGGUGAAGAGGACGUCGACAACAUCGAGGACGAGGACGAAGUGGUGAACCGGCUCAGAGCUCUCAGCCAAUGAACGGAGACUGGGCGGAGACGUCACUCGACAGUUUUCUGUUUCUGUCUGCUGAAGUCUGAGCUGUCAAUGUUUACUUAACCCCCCCUCCAAAUACCUGCGCAGCUAGUCAAACCAGCCCGACCACCAGCCCCAGCUCCAGCUCCUCUCCGCGGAUACUUCACGGUGUUUGGUGUGUGCGCUCUGACCGGGACACGCUGCAGAGAUGUCCGGCAACGGUGGCUCGGCUGUCGGCCUGCUGUCCUACGAGACGCUGGUUCAUGCUGUGGCAGGUGCAACGGGGAGUGUGAUAGCUAUGACCGUCUUCUUCCCUUUGGACACAGCCAAGAGCAGACUGCAGGUGGAUGAGAAGCGAAAGUCUAGGUCUACCCCGGUCAUCCUGGCUGAGAUCGCAAAGGAAGAAGGACUUCAGUCUCUGUACAGAGGCUGGUUACCAGUCAUCUCCAGCCUGUGCUGCUCCAACUUUGUCUACUUCUACACCUUUAACACGCUGAAGAAGCUGACGGCAUCUGCUCCAGGCAAGUCCAGACCCGGCAAAGAUCUGCUCAUGGGGGUCGUAUCAGGGGUGGUGAAUGUGAUCCUGACCACUCCCAUGUGGGUGGUCAACACUCGAUUGAAGCUGCAGGGAGCAAAGUUCAGAAACGAAGACCUCCAGCAGACGCAGUACAGAGGCAUAUUUGAUGCUUUCUCACAGAUCAUAGCCAGUGAGGGCGUGGGAACUCUGUGGAACGGCACUCUGCCCUCUCUCAUCCUCGUCCUCAACCCGGCCGUGCAGUUCAUGUUUUACGAAGCCAUGAAGAGGAAGGCGGGGAAAGGAGGGAGGAAGAUAUCCUCAGCAGAGGUCUUUCUCAUUGGAGCCAUCGCCAAGGCCAUCGCUACCACUGCCACGUAUCCUCUUCAGACAGUUCAGGCCAUCCUGAGGUUCGGUCAGUACAAAGGUGACGGCAAAGGCGCUUUGAUUGGAAGCCUCUCCAACAUUUUCUCCCUGCUCAUGGAAAGAAUCAAGAGGUACGGUCUUCUUGGUUUGUACAAAGGCCUGGAGGCCAAGCUGCUGCAGACGGUACUGACGGCCGCUCUCAUGUUUGUCGUGUACGAGAAGAUCACUGCCACCACCUUCAAAGUCAUGGGUCUGAACCAGAAACUGAAGCAGUAAAGUACUGUAUCUACGCAUGACGUGUUAAUGCCUCAGUCACGUAAACGUUAUAGGAGAUAACAUACACUACAACCAGAGCUGGGUGUAGUAAUACCGUCUUUUUCUGGACCUUAAACUGGUUAAUUUAUGCAAACUGAACUUGAUGUUCUCCACUGGUAAAUGUCUGUUCUCAUAGGAGCUGGAUUUAUUUUGAUUUUGUACGGUAAAGAGAAGCAAAUUUAGAACCAUAUAACCUAAAUAAGUGAUGAGAAUGCAUUCGUCGCUUUGAUUUGGCUGUAUUCGAAGCCGAAGUGGCUCCAGUAAUAAUGAAAAUGUCAUCACUUUUUAAAAAGGUUUAAUACAAUUAAAUAUCAUAUCGUACCGUGAAAUCAGCUCAGAAUUUAAAACCAGUUUGGGGAAACAUCACAUGAUAUUGGACAUUGUAAGGAAAUAUUUGACAUUUAGGGGAAGAGAAAGUCAGCCGGCUCACUCGGCAUGAGAGCAAAUUUAAUAAGCACGUUUUCCCCAAAAUGUCUCUUAACAUCAGGGGUUUGUUGCAAAUAAUGAGACCAGUAAGCCACUUACUUAGCCUUGAUCUAAACCACUGGACCAUUCUUUGCUCUGUCUUAUGUUUUAACUGUGAAUUUAGGCUGUUUUUUGUUUUAUUUUUAUAGAAACCUCAUGAAAUUCCUGUCAGUUAAAUAAAUGUGCUGACUUAAGAUGUCACAAAUUAGCAGUAACAACAAUGAAAGAGGAGAUAAGUGCAGAUCUCCCGUUUGUAUGUAGAGAUCUGUGCGUAAAAUCUGCACCGACGUUUCGAUUUUAACAUUUAUAAUAUACGAUGUGAGCGUCGACUGCCUCUAAAGCAUGUCACGAACAAACCGAGCUUUAAUGACUGUUGAUGAAACCUAUGAUGCACUUAACUGUCUGCUGUCUUUAUGUCUGUAUCGGUCAGUACCUUUGUUUACCUCUGGGUUAGGGUUUGCAGUAAUUUACAGUGUUUGUUCAUCACAGUGCUGCCUUACAUCUUUAUUAUUACCGUUAUUAUUAUUACUUUGUAACAUCACAUUUAAGAGAUCACUGCCUUUUGUGUGUGUGGUUGUACACAGUCGUGGCUCGGCUCAUGAGAAAGAAACAGUUCACACCCUAGUUUGCACUAUAUCAUAGGAUGUGUCGGUUUUUUUUAAUCCAUUAAUCCAUUCAGGCCAGGGACCAAGAUUUUAGGACCUAGUUUCUCUUUGUGGUCCCAAUAGUAUUGACCAGUCAUGUCUGAGCAGACUUUGGUUGCAUGCAGGCAAACAGUUGCAUGCAGAGUAAAAGAGGCAACAUGUAUUGGCUGAAAUGCUUUUUAUUAGCAUUAAUAUGCAGAUAUCUGUUCAAAAAGGUUACCAGAAAUGUGUCGUUCUCACACAUCAAGUUGCUAAUCAGACUGCAGAGAAAGUCUUGGCAGAACCAUUGGCUGUUGCCUCCAGAGGUUAAGUUGUCAUCAGACGAUACCUAAUAGGUCUAAGACUGGAUUUCCCCAAUCACUUACCUCACCUUUUAAAUGUUUCAGACCUUUUUACUGACUCACACACCUGCCGUCCACAGCUACACCAUGUAAGUACAUAUCAGCAGACUGAAUAACGGGUAAAGGAAAUUGAACUUUUGUGUUGGAAAAGUUAGAAACUGUCCACGUCUUAUUUUUCACAGCGAGCACUGAGAACCACGCAGAUCACAUUCACAGUUACGCAUUCACACCUGUAAGCUGCCCAGUACAACCACGACCAGUCUGAUCUGCUGGCUACUGGAGCUGGAGUUUGGAUUAAGGGCACUGCGGUGGUGUUAAUGAAGCUUUCACACUCAGAUUUUAUGCAGCCUCUCACCUCUCUAACCUUUAGCCCUCCACUGCCACUUUAUUUAGUUGUUAGCCAGGGUGUUUAUGUUGAAAUAGCGAAGAGUGAGGUGAUAAAUGUUCUGCAACGCAACUCAUUUAGACUGCAGGAAAGAAAAUCUGAGGACAUCAGGUGUGUGGAAAAAAAUCAGAAAGCUCUGAACAAACAAAGAAGAGGACCAAAUUAACUUUAUUUAAUAAAAAAUGUGUCACUUCUAGUUGUAAAAAAACAAGCAGAUUUGGACAGCAGUUACUGGAAUACACUCACUGGUUUGAAUUCUUCAUAAUGCUUAUUUUUCUUCCCCCGAUGAAGGAGAUGUUUUGUCUUAACAGUUUACAUGAACAUAUUUUUGUAACUGCUGAUGCAAUACUUACUUGAAGUCAUCUUUACAUAUUUAAAAUCACUUUUUUUUACCUAUUGUUUUCUAAUUUUGUUUCAUUAAUAUACCACUGUUUGUGGGGGGGUUAAACAAGAAUUAAUAAAGUUUAAGAAACUAUUGACUAA